AUGCAACUAGCGUUUCUGGACUUUGAAGCCGCGUUCGACUCUCCUCACCGAGGCCGUCUUCUCAACGCCCUUCGCGCCGAUGGAGUACCAGGAAAGUUCGUUCGCUUGUUUGAUAACAUGAAUCAACUAACAACUGCUGCAGUUCGAACACCAGCCGGAUGUACAACACCGUUUAAAGUGGUAACUGGAGUAAGACAAGGGGCGGUGGCAGGACCCUUCCUGUUCAAUUUCGCCAUCGACGACACUAUACGAAGAACAGUCGACCAGUGUCCUACCGACAUUGUCUUAGCACCAUCAGGGUGCCCCUUCACUGACCUCCGGUACGCCGACGAUGUUGUUAUAUUCGCGGAAAGCAGUACGAAACUUCAACAUGUUGUCAACCUUGUAUCGAAGCUGGCUGCAGCCUACGGACUUCACCUACGCCCUGAUAAUGCAAGCAGAUGUGGAUCUCUUCGAGACCUCGAACGGGAAUCAGGGUGGACGGACAACCGAUAG
Molecule: messenger RNA, 495 nt
Organism: Necator americanus (New World hookworm)
Lineage: Eukaryota; Metazoa; Nematoda; Chromadorea; Rhabditida; Ancylostomatidae
Exons: 1
Coding region: 1-495 (164 amino acids)
Source: RefSeq, a predicted model, not a curated record